This is a messenger RNA of Cajanus cajan (pigeon pea), 1220 nucleotides long. RefSeq lists its product as uncharacterized. Gene Ontology annotation, molecular function: oxidoreductase activity; 3-dehydroquinate synthase activity. Lineage: Eukaryota; Viridiplantae; Streptophyta; Magnoliopsida; Fabales; Fabaceae. Gene Ontology annotation, biological process: aromatic amino acid biosynthetic process. The record is from RefSeq and is a predicted model, not a curated record.
UACUUCGAUUUCUUGCCCCAACUUCCUGGGUUGCUUAUGAUAGAUUCCCUUAAUUGGACUUUGCCGUUUAUAUAUAAAUGUCUAGUUAAUAGCAAAGUACCUAUUAGCUUGUCAUUAAGGUAGUUGUCUAAUAUAAAGUAUUGUUCAUGUCUAAGGGCUGCAAUUACUAGGCAAAAUAUUCUUUAAUGUAAAUUUAAACACGUCAAUUACUAACCAGCCCUUGAUCAUGUCAAGCGCUUGUCUGGACCCUUGAAUGUUCUGGUCACUGGUAAUAUGAUCUAUAUAAGGAAUUACUAUGCCUGCAACAAACCCCUUUCUCAGUUAGGUUUUCAAUGGCUACUUUCAUUAACUGAAAUUAUUUCAAACAGUGAUUUUUGUUUUCUGACCGUACAAUCCUGAGGCUUCUUGCAAUGGACAAGUCACUUGCCAUUGAUCUUCCUGAUCAUGACUUUUCAAGCCCAGGAAGCACUAACAAACAUGUUGUAGUUGUGAUGGAUGGGAUGACAGAGUUUACAACAGAUACUCUUCAAUGGGCACUUGACAAUGUAGUUACUGCUGGGUGCAUCGUCACUCUUCUAGGAGUCAUGCCAUGGCUUAACAUUCCACUGUUUUUGAAGACAAGAAAUGUAUUUUGGACGGAGGAAUUGGAAGAUGCACAUCCAGAUCCAGUGAAGGAGAAAAAUGGGUGCGGAAAUGAUGUAAAGUGUCUGAAGCGUCAAGCGGUUAUAGAUCUUUGCAGAAAGUAUGGGGUUGUGCUACAGAAGAAAAUUGUAAUGGGUUAUCCUCUGCGACUGUUGGUUGUGGAGCAAGUUGCCACCCUUUCUCCAACAUGGGUCGUCUUUGACGGAUCUCAUAAAAGGAACAAAGAUUUCUAUGCUAAAAAAAUUCCAUGCAACAUUUUCAUGAUAAAUGGUGAUGGAAGGGUUGACAUGAUCAAAAGCAUGCGGAUGACUGAUAUUCCUAGAGAAUUGGCACCGUCUACGCCUCAAAUGACAGUGUCUGAGGAAUCAAAGAAUAAGUGAAGAGAUGACAAAUAUAUGCCUCAAGAGGGUAACUCACUUAGUCAAAGUCAAGGGUGUUGGAAAGUAAACUCAGAAAUAACAAGAACAGAGUAUUCGCAUAUAUACUAUUUUGUAUUCUAUUUAACAUACCAAUACCAAUAAAUAAUGAAUAUGCAGAUAGUGUAAAGAUCUUUUUACACUUUUUAUUUAAUUACUUUA